This is a messenger RNA of Didymosphaeria variabile, 1743 nucleotides long. RefSeq lists its product as uncharacterized. The record is from RefSeq and is a predicted model, not a curated record. Bases 1 to 1743 code for a protein of 580 amino acids. Lineage: Eukaryota; Fungi; Ascomycota; Dothideomycetes; Pleosporales; Didymosphaeriaceae. The transcript has a single exon. Gene Ontology annotation, molecular function: flavin adenine dinucleotide binding; oxidoreductase activity, acting on CH-OH group of donors.
AUGAGCUGGGACUACUAUGUGAAUCACUACUCGGACCUUGACCGCCAGAAGAAGGACUCCAAGAUGACGUGGCGCACACCUUCCGGAGAGCUUUUUGUAGGACCAAACGGUGCUAGUGGAACCGGUGAUCCGCCUGCUGGGAGCGAGCCUUUGGGUAUACUGUAUCCGCGAGCUGGAACGCUUGGUGGGUGCAGCGCUCACAACGCGCUAAUCACCGUGUAUCCGCAUGAGAGUGAUUGGGAUGGUAUUGCUUCAUUGACAGGUGAUACGUCGUGGGCCGCAGACAAGAUGCGAAAGUAUUUCGUCAAACUAGAGCACAGCAAGUAUCUGCCGAAUGGUAUCGUUGGCCAUGGUUUCGACGGGUGGCUGACGACCAUGGUGACCGAUCUUACACUUGUCGUGCAGGACUUCAAGCUGCUGUCACUCAUCGUCGCUGCCGGAACUGCAAUGGGCAAGGGCAUUCUAUGGAGUAUUAUAACUACCGUGACCGGUCUCGGCCAAGUCCUUCUGAGCGACCUGAAUGUUGACUCGCCCACACGAGACGCGACCGAGGGCAUUUAUCAAGUCCCUUUGACCAUGGACGACCGCCAUCGUGUCGGUUCUCGCGAGUUUGUCCUCGACACCGCAAACGCAAAGAAUGCGGACGGAAGCAGGAAGUAUCAUCUUGACAUUCUGUUGAACACCCUCGCGACUAAAGUACGCUUCGAAAAUACGUCCGCGUCCCCAAAAGCCAUUGGCAUCGACUUCCUCACAGGCCAAAGUCUCUACCAAGCCGACCCGCGCUACUCUAGUUCCACGAGCGGCACAAUGGGCACUGUCAACGCCUCUCGUGAGGUCAUCCUCGCCGCGGGCUCAUUCAACACACCUCAGCUACUCAAACUAUCCGGCAUCGGGCCUGCGACUGAACUCCAGCAGCACAAUAUUCCUGUCAUCGUGGACUCCCCUGGAGUAGGCACCAAUCUGCAAGACCGAUACGAAGCAGUCAUAGGCGGCAAAGCAGACUCCGACUUCGCGCUCACAAAGGACUGCACAUUCCUCCACGGCUCUCCAGAUCCAUGCUACGACCAGUGGAAGAACAACGCCGUCUUCAAAGGCGUCUACGGCUCUAACGGGAUCGCCAUCGGCAUCGUCAAAAAGUCUUCCGUCGCGGAGAAAGAUCCCGAUCUCUUCAUCGCGGGGGCACCUGCGUACUUCACUGGGUAUUUCCCGGGGUAUUCGAACUUCUCGCUCGCGGAUAAGAGGCAUUGGGUGUGGAUCACGCUGAAAGCACACUCGCGCAACACGGCUGGGACUGUGACGCUGAAGUCUGAUGAUCCACAAGAUACGCCGCUCAUCAAUUUCAAUAGCUUUGACGCUGGUACUACGACUGAUGGGGCCGAUGAAAAGGACCUACAAGCACUGUAUGAAGGCAUGCAGUUCAGCCGGAAGAUUUUCGACUCGCUCAUCCCUGUGGACGGAGACUUUGAAGAAGUAUGGCCAGGCCGCCAGACGAGCAGUGAAGCGGCGGUGAAAGAGUUCGCGAAGAACGAAGCAUGGGGCCAUCACGCGUGCUGCACCGCGAAGAUUGGUGCGGACGGGGAUGAGACCGCGGUCCUGGAUUCGAAGUUCAGGGUCAGGGGAGUGCAAGGGUUGCGCGUGGUAGACGCCAGCGUGUUUCCGAAGAUUCCUGGGUUUUACAUUGCCGUUCCUGUGUACAUGGUUUCUGAGAAGGCUGCAGAAGUCAUACUGGAGGAUGCGAAAUAG